UCUCCCCGUCUCUCUUCUCUCUUCCCUUUUCUUCGUCAUCACAGUCACCCCCACACCUAUAAAUUGGUUUUAUUUUCUUAUAUAAAUUUAAUUAAAAUUUUCUCCCCCAAGUAAAAAUUUUAGGAGGGCGAUCCCCUAAACACAAAAUUUUUUUUGAAAUCUAAAUCUUGAUGGCAUUUCACGUCGCUUGCCCAAUUACAUGCCGGCGAAUCUGCUUCUGUCCGCUAGGGUUUCCUCGAUCCCUCGCCACCGCGAAUUCCAAGGCGUGCUUCCUCGACGAGGUCAUCAAGGUCCAUGACUUUCUCAGCGAUCCGUCCGGAAUUAGGGCUCGCGGCGACGACGCCAAAACCGUCCAGGUCGCCGUUCCCAAAGUCGCGCCGCCGCCUCCUCCGCCGCCGACGGCUCAGCCUGUUCCGCCGUCGGUGGCCGGAGGAGAUGCCGCGGUGACGGCGCCGGUCGAUGAUGAGUCGGCGGCUGCGGCCUCCGCGCAGGCCAAGCGCGCUGCUCUCCAGCGCAAGGCUGCCGCGGAUAUGGUGGCCGCUGAGGACUUCGCUCGCCGCUUUGAGUCUGGUGAUUUGUCGGACACCUCCAGAGGAGUUGUGGGAGAAGAGCAGGGUCAGUCCAAUGUUAUGUGUCGGAUAUGCUUUUGUGGUGAAAAUGAAGGAAGUCAGAGAGCAAGAAGGAUGCUUCCAUGUAAAACCUGUGGCAAAAAGUACCAUAGGAACUGCUUGAAAACUUGGUCUCAACACAGAGAUCUAUUUCACUGGAGUUCAUGGGCAUGCCCCUCGUGCCGAAUUUGUGAGGUAUGUCGAAGAACAGGAGAUCCAAACAAACUUAUGUUCUGCAAAAGGUGUGAUGGUGCUUACCACUGUUACUGCCAACAUCCUUCACAUAAGAAUGUUUCUGCUGGAGUUUAUGUGUGCCCAAAACAUACAAAGUGUCACAGCUGUGGGUCAAACGUGCCAGGAAAUGGUUUGAGUGUAAGGUGGUUUUUGGGGUACACCUGCUGUGAUGCAUGUGGACGAUUAUUUGUUAAGGGGAAUUAUUGCCCUGUUUGCUUGAAGGUUUAUAGAGAUUCAGAAUCAACACCUAUGGUCUGCUGUGAUAUUUGCCAGCGUUGGGUACAUUGCCAUUGUGAUGGGAUCAGUGAUGAAAAAUAUCAACAAUAUCAGUUAGAUGGAAAUCUCCAGUACAAAUGUGCCACAUGUCGUGGAGAGUGCCACCAGGUCAAGAAUCAUGAGGAUGCUGCGAAAGAGCUUUGGAAGCGAAAAGACGAAGCUGAACGAGAUUUAAUUACUAGCUUAAGGGCUGCUGCAGGGUUGCCAGCUCCUGAAGAAAUAUUUUCUAUUCCUCCCUAUUCUGAUGAUGAAGAAAAUGGCCCUCCAAUACAAAAGAGUGAAUAUGGACGUCCCUUGAAAUUGUCUCUCAAAGGAUUAGUUGAUAAGUCGCCAAAAAAGACCAAGGACAGUGGAAAGAAAUCUUUAAUCAGAAUCCCUGCUAAGAAGAAGGAAUACCAGGAAAUUUCAAUCAGUAAUAUCGAAGCAAAUCAGAGUGUUCGAGGACAUGAUCACCAAUACCUUGGGUCGGACAAGAAUGAUGAGAUGCAUUCCUCUAAAAAUGCAGAACCAGAAGUAUAUUCUUCACCUCUUGCUGGAAGUGUGAGCCAUACUGAAGAGAUUUUCUCUGUCAGUGAGCCAAGCGUAUUGAAGCACAAGUUUGUUGAUGAAGUGAUGUUGAAUGGUGGAGAUAGGACCUCCAAAGUUCGUAUUAAGGGCAAGUCUCAUGGUCUGGAUAGUGUAGAGGACACUGGGAAGCAUGCUGGCAAGUCUAAGCCUGUGAAAGAGAAGAAGCUAGUGAUAAACUUUGGUGCAAAAAAGUUAAAUAUAACUAAAUCUCCAAGUUCUGAUGCUUCAACCUAUCAAAGAGAACAUGCUUCGGUGACCUCCAAUGGUGGUGAAGAUGCGAGCCAGAGGACAACAAGUACUAUGGUGGGAAAUAGACAUGAUGGUUCUGCUAAUUUUGGCGAUGCUAAAGGUAUAAAAGGUUCAAAGGUUGCUGGAAGAGAAGGAAAUAUUAUAAAGUUGGGAAAGGCUAGGUCAGGAGCUCCAGAUCAUAACCCCAAACUUGUGAAAGGUGAUAGGGUUGAGGAAGUCGAAGGCAUUCCUCCGGAGCAGGCGCAUGUUUCAUCCGGAAAAAGCAUUGAAGGAGGCAUGACUGCAAGUGAGCCUGCAGUUGAGAUCCCCACUAUGAGAAAUAACAAGGUAUACUCAAGGAAGCACUCAGAAAGCAGGUCUGCUGUAUCUGCUCAUAGGAAUGAUGAUUCUGGCCAAACACCAGUUUCACUUUCUUCCUCCAAAGAUCAUAAGCCUUUGUUGAAGUUUAAGCUUAAGAAACCUAAUGUUGAAAGCCAGAGUUCUUCUCAGCAUGAAGAAGAAAAAAGCUCUGUUAAGGGCCAACGGUCAAAAAGAAAGAGACCAUCACCGUUUAUGGAGAAAACAUCAUUUAGUGAAAAUGAUGAUAGGGGACCGUCGGUUGAAGAUAAUUUAAUGGAUGAGAUCAUGGAUGCUAAUUGGAUUUUGAAAAAGUUGGGAAAAGAUGCAGUUGGAAAGCGAGUUGAAGUACAGCAGCUAUCGGACAAUUCAUGGCACAAGGGAGUCGUUAGUGAUGUUAUUGAAGGCACAUCACUGUUAUCUGUUACUUUAGAUGAUGGCAAAGUCAAAUCUCUGGAACUUGGAAAGCAAGGGGUUCGCUUUGUAUCCCAAAAGCAGAAGAGGUCGAGAACAUGAGGGGGAUGUAUUUUUGUUUUGUUUUUUUCAUUUGGAGGCUUCCUUCCCCAUUUUGGUUAGAUAGCUCUCCACAUACAUAUGUUGUAGCAUUUGCCGUGGCUUGUAAUUUUGGUCAUUCUUCAGUCUUCACAGAGGAGAGAGGGAGUUGUUUGUUGGGUGCUCAUGUGUCUUCGUAGAAGAGUUAAUUCCAUCCAACUUGGGUUAGCUACACGGCAGGCUUUCUCUCUCCUAUGCUCCCUCAUUCUCUCUCUGUAUUUCAAUACUGUAGUCUCGACAUUAAAAAAGUUUCUGUAAUAGGACAGGAAUGUUGACCCUGAAAUAAUAGGGUGCUGUUUUUAUAUCA
Molecule: messenger RNA, 3129 nt
Organism: Rosa rugosa (rugosa rose)
Lineage: Eukaryota; Viridiplantae; Streptophyta; Magnoliopsida; Rosales; Rosaceae
Exons: 13
Coding region: 171-2786 (871 amino acids)
Biological process (GO): positive regulation of DNA-templated transcription
Cellular component (GO): histone methyltransferase complex
Molecular function (GO): zinc ion binding; histone H3K4 methyltransferase activity
Source: RefSeq, a predicted model, not a curated record